Molecule: messenger RNA, 1163 nt
Organism: Myodes glareolus (Bank vole)
Lineage: Eukaryota; Metazoa; Chordata; Mammalia; Rodentia; Cricetidae
Source: RefSeq, a predicted model, not a curated record
AGGCCGCGCUGAGCUCCUUCCGGCCAGUAGGAAUCGGAAGUGGAGUUGAAGCUUCCCAUGAUGCUCCGCGCGUCGUCUCUUCUAACCGCAGGGCGACUAAGCAGGCAGUAGCUAUGGCUGCGCCCGGAUCAGAGGAUCUGUCUGCUGCGGCCGCCCCCGAUUUGGAUUGGUAUGAGAAGUCGGAAGAAACUCACGCUCCUCAAGUAGAUCCUGAGACCGUCAUCACGUCAGUUCAGGAAGCUUCGGAGCCCUUUUGCCCAAGAGACUUGGUGCCGGUGGUGUUCCCCGGGCCGGUGAGCCAGGAAGGCUGCUGUCAGUUUACUUGUGAACUUCUAAAGCAUAUCAUGUACCAACGCCAACAGCUACCUCUACCCUAUGAACAGCUUAAGCACUUCUACCGAAAAUCUCCUCCCCAGGUUCGUGCGGGCUUUGGGAGAAAAUGGGUGGGAAGACUGUGGUUCUUAGACAGCAGAAAAGUGAGCUAAGAACUCCUCCGCUUCCGAGGAAGCCUAGGUCUUUGCGAAGGCUUUCUUUUCUCGUUUUUCCCCACUUGGGCCUUGGUUUUCUCUCUCCUUGUUCUCUUACUGAGACUCGUCCUAUUAUGUGUUGUAUGAGGACGUCAUGAGUUCUCUAAAUUGUAUAUAUUUUUUGAAACAAGAUUUCACUGUGUAGUUCAGGCCAGAGAUCUGUCUGCCUCAACUUCCCCAGUUGACUGCUGGGGCUAAGGUGUGCGUCACCAUACCUGGCCUAUCCUUAAUUCUCUGUCUCCUCUCUCCUCCCCUCCCCUCCUCUUCUCUCUCCCCUCCACUCUUGAGAAUCCAAGGCCCCUCACAUGCUAGACAAGAGUUGUAUUACUAAGCUAUAGCCCCAGACCUGAACUGGCUGUUUACAUUUGAAUUUCUUUUUCUCACAUUUUCACCCGUUCCUGGUUUUAUUUUAAUAUAUUUUCUUGGGAGGAUUUCUAGACUUUAGAGUCUAACAAUUUUUUAUUCUUAAUCAGUUUGGGAUCUUUGGGGGGGGGCUUAGAGUUUUGUUUUGAUUUUAAUGGUCUUGCGAUGUUGUCCAGUGUGGUUUUGAAUGUGUGAACUUUAAAGUUUUUACAUUUAUUUUUUUAGUGUGUGUGGGGAGUGGGGAGCAGGCACCACAUGCAGGUGUGGACGACA